Molecule: messenger RNA, 564 nt
Organism: Anastrepha obliqua
Lineage: Eukaryota; Metazoa; Arthropoda; Insecta; Diptera; Tephritidae
Exons: 1
Coding region: 1-564 (187 amino acids)
Molecular function (GO): nucleic acid binding; zinc ion binding
Source: RefSeq, a predicted model, not a curated record
AUGGGUCUACCAGUGGCCGAAUGGGAUGCUGUGGUCGUACCGAUAAUAGUUUCGAAACUUCCGAUAACUACACAGCGCGAGUGGAACAUGAGCUGUUCACCCACCGAAAUUCCGAGCCUCGAUGAGCUGCUUACGUUUUUGGGUCAGCGGGCUCAUAGCCUCAGCACAACAGUUGUCACAUGGACCAAUGGGGUUGAAUUUACGUCCAAGAGUCAUCAACGCGCUGGUGGUCCGUCAAGAGCUGUUAGAUCACACGUCGUAUCUGCAGGGGAGGGUAAAUGCACAUACUGCCAAGGUGCACAUCGUAUUAUGAAAUGCGCACGCUUUCUUGGGAUGAAAUACGAAGACAGAAUUACUGCUGCAAAGGCUACAAAGCUUUGUUUUAACUGCCUAAAGCAAGGUCAUUCAGCAAGACAAUGUCCGUCGGGGAACUGCCGUCACUGUGGUCGUAAGCACAACUCAUUACUUUGCCGCGAAUCAUUAUCUAAGAAUCCAUCAGAGUCAGUGUCAACGUGUCCGGAAGGAGCCGUCACUGCUAUUGCAUCCAGAAAUUCGAAUCUCUGA